Messenger RNA from Carya illinoinensis, 987 nucleotides. RefSeq lists its product as uncharacterized. The record is from RefSeq and is a predicted model, not a curated record. The transcript has 2 exons. Bases 162 to 836 code for a protein of 224 amino acids. Lineage: Eukaryota; Viridiplantae; Streptophyta; Magnoliopsida; Fagales; Juglandaceae.
UAGCUAGACAGCUACUACGGAUAGAAGACCUACACAGCUAGCUUACUCACCGGAAUUUAUUAGUCUCUGUCCUCUAAUUACAGCUUCAUUUUAGGAUCCGAACCUCUCAGAUCUGCAAACAAUUGAUCAGAAAGAAUCGAGAAAUCCCUCAAAUAUCCAAAAUGCUGGGCGGGGAUAGCCAUAACCAUCGACCCGAGCAGUCCCUCCAUAUGAAGGAGAAUGACAAGUUCUUCUCUAGGCUCUUGUCCAAAGAAACAUCCGUGGCCAACUCUUCUUGCAGGGUUCCUUACUAUGGAAGAGAAUCAGGCGCAGUUCCGUUCAUGUGGGAGUCACGGCCAGGCACCCCGAAGCACACCUUCUCGGAGGCCUCUCUCCCUCCCCUCACACCCCCUCCUUCCUAUUAUUCCACUUCCAAGCUGUACUCCACGAAGAAGAACUCAAAGCCAAACCCAUUCUACACCAUUUUCCUCAAGCUAACUUCGAGGAAGGCCCUCGUGUCUCCAUCGUCAUCGCUCUCAUCAGUCUCGUCGUCAUCAUGGUCGUCGGCAUAUAAUUUAUCACCACCAGCUUCGAUGAAACGAGAAUAUAAUCUGGGGCGCUACUCUUCCUCGCAUUCAAGAUCAACUACUUCAAGUACAUCGAGCUUUGGUGCGAGGCGUAAAACUACAAAUUGGUUCGGAUGCUGCUACCCAAUGAAGAAUGCGUUCUUGUCCAUUGUAGGCCAUGGAUCAUCAGGCCAAGUCAAGACUGUGUUAUAUAUGCAUGCCCGAGGAAGAAGACGGAGGAGAAAAUCUGAGGUAGGAGGGAUAUUGGAGCAUAGAUGCAGGCCGGAUUGAGGUAAUCGCUCACAUUCUGGUUGCCCGUCCGGGUCUUGAUGGUGUAAGUCUCCCAUCUGAGAGGCUACUUUUAAUUUGGUUGUAUCUCCAACAAAAGCAUCCAAUAAUAAGCAACCACAUGGAUAUCGAUCUAUUAUUUAAUAUUUUUGCA